GAUUACAGGGCCUGAUAAUAAAGGAAUUUAUAAAGGCGACCGAGAGUCCAGUGGAAAAUACACGUUUGCUGCCCACAUGGAUGGAACUUACAAGUUUUGCUUUAGCAACAGAAUGUCCACCAUGACUCCCAAGAUAGUGAUGUUCACUAUUGAUAUCGGGGAAGCUCCAAAGGGGCAAGACAUGGAGACAGAAGGUGGUGGAGAUACCUGGGAUGCUCAUCAGAACAAACUAGAAGAGAUGAUUAAUGAGUUAGCAGUGGCCAUGACAGCUGUAAAGCAUGAACAGGAGUAUAUGGAAGUUCGUGAAAGAAUACAUAGAGCAAUUAAUGACAACACAAACAGCAGAGUGGUUCUUUGGUCAUUCUUUGAAGCUCUUGUACUAGUUGCCAUGACACUGGGACAAAUCUACUAUCUGAAGAGGUUUUUUGAAGUCCGGAGGGUGGUUUAAGAGUACUUUUCUGGUCCCGGAUUUCAGUUCACUGUCUACCAAACAUCCUGGUCACAAAAAAAAAAGUCAUUUAGUUUCUGAACCCUCUUUACUGAACUGUAAAACUUAUUUGCUUCUGUUCCUUCCUAGUUAAAAAAUGAAUUGUUUUUAUAUAUCUUCUGUAGCAAAAGCUGUGCUGAAAUCUUGUCACUUAAUUGGCAUAUUUUUUUUUCACUUAAAUCUGCCUAGUCUGUAUGCUAAGCGAGGUCCAAGCAAGCUGCAAAUGCUGUAAUUCAACUGUAGUAACAAGCAAUGUUGUUGUCUUUUCUAACUUUUUUUCCUGUUUCCAUAAGUCCUUGCAGUCCUAUCUAGGGAAACGGUACAAGGCCCUAACAUGACUGUUUGCAUUUUUGACGUCUUUAACCCUGCAGUAGGUGUUAUGAAAUUGAAAGAAUCCCUUCUUCACUCACAUAAACCGCCAAGGAGAAGCGAUUGGAACUUUAUUCUGGUAGUGAAUAAAGACAGCUGACCACUUCGGAUCUAGUAUUCAUUCCUAGUUGAUAUUUAAAAGAAAGUCUUCAGUAACAAUCCU
Leptosomus discolor (cuckoo roller) is the source of this 1019-nucleotide messenger RNA. NCBI's taxonomy places the organism in Eukaryota, Metazoa, Chordata, Aves, Leptosomiformes, Leptosomidae. The record is from RefSeq and is a predicted model, not a curated record.